Molecule: messenger RNA, 849 nt
Organism: Zophobas morio
Lineage: Eukaryota; Metazoa; Arthropoda; Insecta; Coleoptera; Tenebrionidae
Product: trypsin-7-like
Exons: 2
Coding region: 1-849 (282 amino acids)
Biological process (GO): proteolysis
Molecular function (GO): serine-type endopeptidase activity
Source: RefSeq, a predicted model, not a curated record
AUGAUUGCAAUUUUUUUGCGUGUGAUUACUCUAUACUUCUUAUGUGGGAGUGUAAUAGGCCAGACAGAAUCAUUUAUAAAGCGCAUUGGAGAUGUAAUUUGUCCCGCUAGUCAAGCUAAUAAAGGCGCAGAAGACGAUAACUACAAAUAUCGAAUCGUUGGUGGUGAAGAAAUCCCCAUCGUCUAUGCUCCUUACCAAGUAUCACUUCGAGAUAACAAUUAUCAUUUUUGCGGGGGUACCAUUAUCAAUCACAACACCAUCGUCACUGCUGCCCAUUGUAUCGUAGCCGCAAAGGGAGACCUUAGCAUUCGUGCUGGAUCUAAUAAACUUAAAACCGGAGGUAUUGUGGUCCCAGUUUUGUGGACAAUACAUCAUCCAUUAUACAAUCCCAACAACUAUGACUACGAUGUAGCAGUUUUGAAGUUGAGAGGCAACCUUACUUAUAGUAGAACUAUACAACCCAUUCGUCUGGCCAAACACACAACAAAAUGGGCUGUAAAUACGGCCGCAAAAGCAAGCGGAUGGGGAGUGCAACAUGAAGACCAUCCUUAUAGCAAGAUGUCUCCUGUAUUGCAGGUCGUAGUUCUCUUUAUUCUGGACAUAAGGGUGUGUCAGAGUGUGUAUGGAAGCCAGAUGAUAACUAGUCGUAUGUUGUGCGUUGGUAGAAAUGGGAAAGAUUCGUGCAAAGGGGAUUCUGGAGGACCUUUAGUGAUUAAUGAAGUUCUUGCUGGAAUAAUUUCUUUUGGAGCUGGAUGUGCUAGACAUGGAGUGCCAGGAGUUUAUACCAAUAUUGCAGCAGUUAGAGAUUUUAUAGAGAAAGCGGCAAAGGCGAAUGUGUACUUUACAUAA